GUACGUGGCCACACUGUUUCUGAAAUUGUCAAUUUGUUGAACGAUUGGUCGGUCCUUUCUCGAGCUCUUGUUCCCAUUUUUUACGUUUAUUUGUAUAAUAUGUGGCUCUUAUCGGAUACCAGCUGAGAGUAUUGAAGAUUGUUUAACCCUAGACAUUUUGCGAUGUUAAGAUGAUGCCAUUAAAAGACAACCAGGAUGUGGCAUCAUUCCUUGUCACCAAGCACUCGUGGAAGGGCAAGUACAAGCGGGUGUUCUCCAUCGGCACCCAUGGAAUCACCACAUACAACCCAGACCGUUUGGAGGUGACCAACAAAUGGCUGUAUGCCGACGUAGUCACCAUAGCGUCGGCAAAACACUCAAACUCGGCUGCCAAUCAUGACUUCACACUGGUCAUGAAAAAGGAUAAGAAAGUAGAUUCUAUGAAGUUUUCGUCAGAACAUAAAUGCUUGAUUCUGACUGAGGCUUUUAAGUACAGGCAUGCGUUUGCUGAGAAACCUAAAGAUAUUUACAGAUACCAAGCCUACAAACACCAUUGGAGCGGAACACGCCUCCCCAUCGUGCUAGAAGUCGGCCCAUGUGCGUUGGAACAACUAGACCCCUCCACACACACUCUUCUAGCCAGCUACCCAUACUGUGAUGUCCAAGGAAUACUCCCAGUCCGAGAUGUUCCUGGAGGGUUCGUCCUGGCAGUCGGAGGGUACUCCAGACUCCACCUGUUCUCCAAUGCCAUGGACCAUCAGAUCAUCAUCAAUAAGAUGCUGGAGAUGGCCAGUUUAACUCUUAGUAUUAGCAUCAAAGUGUUAUCCACCAUGAUAACCCUGGAUGACUAUCAUGACCAGAGAUUUGGGAAGUAUAGUGGGGAUCAACACCAGACAUCACUGAGCGAGUUCAUAGUACACAAGGUGAACCCAGCACGACAUAUGGAGCCGAUGCGACGAACACUCUGUUUAUCCGACACUUGUAUACUGGAGAGAGAUCCACAGACUUAUUCUGUGGUUUGUCUACGUCCAUUAAGUGACGUGUUCGCUUUAGUAAGAGACACGGAACAUCCACAGAAGUUCUCCAUCGAGUAUCUCAAUGGACAGACUCGAACGUACUUGGCUGGAGAGCGAGAUGCAUUGUUAGCAUCGUUGCUAGAUGGAGUCAGGUCGGCAGGGCAGCGCGAUGUGCACGUCAGAUCGGUUCCGACCCCUCGAGGAUACCGACUGGGACCUCUGCAUCAGCCUGUCGAUGAGGAGACGGAGUCCAACCAUUUGAGAUUAUUCCAGAACCCAGUAGGCAUGGGUCGUGCAGAAGUGAUAGAGCGGUUCAACUCCAACGUGGGCUACAGCGGACUCAUCUACUCCGUCAGCCAAGACCGACUGUUCGCCGAGAACAAGGAGAAGUUGAUCACGGGCGCGUUGACUGCGCUCGUCAGCUCCGCGCCAUCCGGCAGCAACUUAACGCCCCGGGAGUUAGAAGCGCAGUUCCACGCGUUGAGACGACUUUGUGCCAGCAAAGUGGGAUUCGCAGCGUUUACCGCCUUGCCUGGUUUCCGCGAAUGGAUCGGCACGGCGACCGUAGCGGCGCUGCGCCGAGGCUCACCUGCCUGCGCUCACGCCGCUCUAGACGCGGUCUGCGCACUACUGCAGCCCAUGCACGCAGAACCGGAUCUUAGGCAGGAACAACUGAAUAAGGCCAGCAUGCUGUCUUCUAGCACAUUCUUGGAUGGACUGUUGACUAUGUGGGCCGAUCAUGUGACGGCGGGUAGCGGAGCGCUAGUAGUGGCGGCCAUGUUGGAUUUCCUGACGUUCGCGCUGUGCGUGCCAUACAGCGAGACCACAGACGGCAAGCAGUUCGAUCAGCUGCUCGAAAUGGUGUCCAAGAGGGGACGAGUGCUCUUCAAAUUGUUUGAGCACCCGUCGCUGGCGAUCGUGAAGGGCGCGGGUCUGGUGAUGCGCGCGCUGGUGGAGGAGGGCGGCGCCGGCGUGGGCGCGCGCAUGCAGGCGCUGGCGCUGGCCGAGGCCGCCCUGCCGCGCCACCUGCUGGCAGCCCUGUACGCCCCGCCCCGCCUGCACCACCGCCACCUGGCGCGCCACCUCGUCGCGCUGUGGCUCGUCGAGCACGCGCCCGCGCACUCGCUGCUGCGCAGGAUCAUGCCAUCAGGUCUCCUCGCCUUCCUAGAGUCCACGGAAGCCCCGUCGGCCGCCGCCCUCGCCAGCGAGGCGGAGCCGGAGCGCGACAACCUGUCUCUGGCGCAGGCCAGCGUGAAGCCGCGAGCGCAGCACUGGGAGGCGUUAGAGAGACAGGUCAAAUAUGUCGAGAAGCAUAUUGAGCACUACGCACAACUAGCCCUCCAGCACUGGGCAGCCCGCCUGGGCCGGCCCGCCGCCGAGCGCCGCGACACCGCGCGCGAGCGGCCCGUCGUGCUGCGCCGCCGCCGCGAGCGAGUCAAGUCUACCGCCAACUGGCCGCUCUUCUACUAUCAGUUCCAUAAAGAUCAUGCGCUGCCUAACCUUAUAUGGAAUCAUACGACCCGCGAAGAACUUCGCAACGCUUUAGAAAACGAACUUCGCGCGUUCACCUCAGACCGCGAAGUAGCUGGUACGACCCUCACUUCAUGGAACCAUGCAGAACUGGAGGUCCACUACCAAUGUCUUCAGAAUGAGGUCAAGAUCGGAGACUAUUAUCUGAGGAUACUGUUGGAGCAACGGGAUAAUGAUGAUAGUCCUAUUAGGAAAUCUUACGAGUUCUUCAACGACCUAUACCACCGUUUCCUCUCGACUCCUAAGGUAGAAAUGAAGUGUAUGUGCUUACAAGCUAUGAGCAUAGUAUACGGAAGAUAUUUCGAAGACAUCGGCCCCUUUGCAGACACCAAGUAUAUUGUGCAAAUGUUAGAUAGGACAUGUGAUAGAAUGGAAAGGGAUAGAUUAGUACAGUUUCUAUCAAAAUUAAUAUUACAUAGAAGAAAUGUCAGCGAUAUAUUAGAAUGGAAUGGUAUUAGGAUCCUAGUAGAACUAAUGACUCUAGCCCACCUACACACGUCCCGGGCUACAGUGCCGGCGCAGAGCAACGUGAUCGAGGGUCCGCAGCAGCAGACCGGCGGCGACAGGGAGUGGUACUACAACGUCGACCAGGGAGACAAGGUGCAGAGGAAGGGCCCGGUCAGCUUCCAGCAGCUAAAAGACUUAUACAAAUCGGGCGAGAUAAACAACAAGACGAAGGCCUGGGCCAACAGCAUGGAGGGCUGGCGAGCUGUGGGCGGCGUGGCGCAGCUCAAGUGGACGCUGGCGGCGCGGGGGACCGCUGUGCUGGACGAGAGUGCUCUAGCUGCCACCGUGCUGGACCUGCUCAUCACUUGCGCUAGAUAUUAUCCCAGCAGAGAUGAAGAAGACGCAGUAAUAAGGCCACUACCAAAAGUAAAGCGCUUGCUAUCAGAGCCAGCGUGUUUGGCACACGUCGUACAAUUGUUGCUUACCUUCGACCCCAUUCUUGUUGAAAAGGUAGCAACACUUCUCUACGAGGUGAUGCAAGACAACCCAGAGAUCUCAAAGCUAUACUUAACAGGAGUAUUUUACUUCAUGUUACUGUACACGGGAUCGAACUUGUUACCUAUAGCGAGGUUCUUGAGGUUGACGCAUAUGAAGCAGGCGUUUAGAGCUGAUCAGUCAAGUUCAGACAUAAUGCAGCGCUCGAUAUUAGGGCAGUUACUACCCGAAGCGAUGGUGUGUUACCUAGAGAACCACGGCUCAGAGAAGUUUGCUCAAAUCUUCCUUGGGGAGUGGGAUACGCCUGAAGCUAUCUGGAACUCAGAGAUGAGACGCAUGCUAAUAAUGAAAGUAUCAGCACACAUCGGCGAGUUCACCCCGCGACUCCGCGCCCACAUCGCGGCGCGGUACCCCUACCUCGCCAUCCCCGCCGUCUGCUACCCGCAGCUGCAGCACGAGCUGUUCUGCAACAUGUUCUAUCUGCGCCAUCUCUGCGACACGCAGAAGUUCCCCGACUGGCCUAUACCGGAUCCGGUCGGUCUCCUCAAAGACGUACUUGAAGCAUGGCGACGGGAAGUAGAGAAGAAACCUCCGUCCAUGACAGCGAGCGAGGCGUACGCGGCACUCGGCCUCACUACCGGCCAGCACGACGAGGCAGCUGUACGCAAGGCGUACUACCGCCUCGCGCAGCAGUACCAUCCGGAUAAGAACCCGGAGGGACGGGAUCGUUUCGAAGCAGUGAACCAAGCAUACGAGUUCCUGUGCAGUCGCAACGUGUGGACGGGCGACGGACCCAACACUAACAACAUCGUGCUCAUUCUCAGAACACAGACUAUACUCUUCCAGAGGUAUUCCGAAGUCCUAGCGCCAUACAAAUACGCGGGCUACCCACAACUCCUGCGCACGGCUCGUCUUGAAGCGGAAGCGGAUCAGUUAUUCGCGGAACGAGACGCCGCGCCAUUACUGCCCGCCGCUUGCGAACUUGCGCAUGCGACUGUCAGAUGUUCCGCGUUGAAUGCUGAGGAGUUGAGACGGGAGGGAGGAUUGCAGGUUCUCCACGAAGCCAUGUCUCGUUGCGUCCCUGUGCUAUCAGAGACGAGCAAGCCAGGCGACAUGAGCGCAGCGGUGUGUGCUCACGCGGCGCGCUGCUUCGCCGUGGCCGCCGCCUUCCCCGCCUGCCGCGCCGUCUGCGCUGACAUGCCGCAGCUCUGCGCUGACCUCGUGCCGCUGCUGAGGAGGCCGCACCUAGGCGAGACGGCAUGUGCCGGCGCGGCGGCAGUGGGUGCUCUCGCAGCAGAACCGGAGUGUCGCUCGCAGCUCGCACGAGCGUCCGCGAUACCGGCGCUAUUGCCGCCUGCGCUGCGGUACGAUUACACGCUAGCUGAGUCCGGCGUCGAUACUGAUGCGCAGCUUAAUAAGCAGGAAGUGGCAAACCAGUUAGCAAAGCAGUGUAUAAUAGCAUUAGCAGCUAUGUACGGUCCGCACACACAAGCGUCGGCAGAAGACGAGAAUAUACGUAAUGCGCUGCACACCUUACUCACGCCGUAUCUAUGUGGAAGAUUGGCUGAGCCGGAUCAGCAUGAGCUCCUAAAAACUCUAACAUCGAACUGGCGAACACCCUACCUAGUAUGGGACAACAGUACUCGCGCAGAACUCAAAGAUGUGCUGCGCAAGAGUCGAGCCAUUGUCGAACAAGACGGACCGCUUGUCGAGCCCUUCACGUAUACUGCGCAUGAAGGACUCGUGUCAGUGGGGGGUGUUUAUAUCGAUAUCUAUAAUGAGCAGCCGGACUUCCCUAUUGAGAACCCGCAACAAUUCAUCCUGGAUCUGCUGAAGUUCAUACAAGAGCAGACGCAAGGAGACAUGACGACGGAGAGAGUGCAACACGUUACGUACGCGCUCACCGCUCUCGCUAACGUUAUUAUUAAGAACCCAGGCGCCGAAAUCCAAUGCAUAGGCCAGUUCGGUCUGAUCUUCGGCAUGCUGUCCGCCCGCCCGCACCCCGCGCUACAAGACGCCGCUCUCCGCAGCGUGCUCGCCGCGGGCGGCAGCAGAGAGUGCGUUGAAGACAUCGCUGCCAGCUCCGUGCUGGGUCAUCUGCUGGCGUUGCUGGGUGACCGGCCGCCGCGGCCUGAUGCGUUAGCGGCUAUGGCUGCGUUGUUGGCGAAUACUGCGCUGGUUAGAGAGGCGCUUAAUAAAGGUGCUGUGAUAUAUCUGUUAGAUCUGUUCUGCAAUAGUAAACUGCCGGAGACGAGGGAAGCGGCUGUCGAACUCCUCGCUAGGAUGAUGGCCGAUAAACUACAUGGACCUAAGGUCCGUCUAACAAUAUCGCGGUACAUACCGGGUGUGUUUGCGGAAGCGAUGCGCGAGUCCGGCGCGUCCAACGCGGUACACAUGUUCGAUGCCCAGCACGAACACCCCGAGCUGGUGUGGACUGACGACACCAGGAAACGACUGGCGUCUCAUAUAGCUCAGCUGAGGGACAGACACCAAUCAGACCAGCUCCGCACUCCCAACGCCACAUUCGAGGACCGGGAGACUUUAGAACGUGCAGCCGCCGGAGAACAGGCCUGGGCCCCAGCAGGCGAGGUGGUGGUGGACGGCGUGUACCUCAAGCUGUACCUGCAGAACCCGCACUGGAACCUGCGCAGCCCCAAGCGCUUCCUGCAGGAACUGCUCACGGAGACCAUCGCCGCGCUCAACAAGGAUGCCUCCGAGGGCAGUCGCGGUGAAACCUGUGCCCUAGCCCUAAGCGCGGCGCUCCGUGCGCGACCCGCGCUGGGUGAAGUGUGCGCACAGCUGGGCGAGAUGCCGCGGUUAGCGCGCUUACUGCCCACUGCGCCUAAGCUGGCCGUACCCGUCAUCACUGCGCUUGCUCAUACACAGGCAUGCGUAGUAGCGCUGUCUCAGACAGACGUGAUGUCGGGGCUGAAGAGCGCGGUGCAGUCGUGUCGGGAGGUCGUCGGCAGCGCGUGUGAGGCGCUCGCGCUUAUAUUCUCCAGUAACGCUAACACUGACCGGCUGGUGUUGCAGGCAUUAGAAACCGACCUCAUAGGCGAGCUACUCUCGCUCCUCGACACUCGUCUAGACGGGGCUUCAGCGGCCCAGUUAGUUCGAGCAUUAAAAGCGAUGUCUCGUUCCCCGCUGCACGGCGAGCGCGUGAAGGCAGUGCUGGCUCGCUCGGGCGUGUGGGAGCACUACGCGGCGCAGCGACACGACCUGUUCAUUACCGCUGCGCCGCAGAACAACUCGCUCACAGGGGCUCCACACACAGCGGGCUACCUAACGGCGCCGCCCUCCAGCAUUCCCGCGCAGCCGCCGCCCAUCGACUGACCGACGCACGUGCACGCGACUAACGCGACUAACACGACACACGCGACAAACGCGAUUCGUGCGACAAUCGCAACACAAGCGAGCCCUCGAGCCGCCUAACUAUACACGGUGCGUUUCUGAAGGCACAGCUAACCAGCUUGAAGGCUUAUGUGAGUAUUUCAUAGAAUCUCUUACGAAUUAACAACAUUUUAUCGAAAUUUCAACAUCGUCUCAUUUGUAAAUAUUCUACUACUCAAGUCACAUUUGGCAAUGAAAAUAAAAGUCAGACAUAAUAAUUCUAAAAUGAAACAUUUGCCUUACAUUUCUAAUAAGUAUUAACACAAUAAUUAGAUUAUUAAAAGUCUAUGUCGCGAUUUUCCAAGUUCAGUGUUACGCGCUUUCAGAAACGCGCCGUGUUGAGAAUUUGCCUUGGCGUACGGCCUACAGAUAUUAUUUCGGUGUAAGAUAUGCCUCAUUCUCAUGUAUUAUAGCAAUAAUUUAAAUUACGCUUAAUAAUCUGCAUGUCUUUGUAAAUCAUUCGUGAGGUGUAAAUUGCCAUUUAUAAAAUGUACUAACAAGGCAAAUUCACAUUUGUACUUAUGUAAAAAUAAACUCAAGUUUCUCAUGUUAUCCUCCUUAGUUUAUCGACGUCUCAUUGUAAAUUUUAAAGUUAUUAUUUACACGAAAUAUCGCCAGUGAAUGAUACGCUCGAAGUAUUAACAGCCAAAGUAAGUUUGUGUAUUUAGUAGCUCUGUUGUUCUAAAAUAGAAUUGUAAAAAAGUUUUGAUCUCUAACGAAAGGCAAAUAUUUACGUCAUUCCUACACGUUAGCGAUAUAAGGUUUUUGUAUUAGGAUUCGCACUUUUUUAUGAAUUUAGAUUAGUCUUUACAGAAAAUGUUGCACUUGAGUGCGUUACGAAUAUUAGUUUGCAAAUUAAAUAUGUAAUAUUGCAAUAAAUCUCAGUUGCCCAGUUUGUCAUGUACUACUUAACGAUUUGAUGUGAUUUUAUGGUAAUAUUUUCUUAGCAAUAACUGUUGGAGUAUCUUUAUAAGUGACUAUAUACAGUAUAUUCUUUUCUUGAACUUCUAACAUCGAAAAUAAAGACAAACACUUCAGCAAUCGUCGGAUAAAUUGCGUUAAGAAUAUCCGUGUCAAUAAUAAAUAGAAUUGUCACUUUUAUAUAAUAUCCUUGAUGUGUACGAAUAGUCUGCGAGUACAUGACAUAGUUCGAUAGUACAGGUUUGUGUGUUUAUCUCUUACAUACAAAGGCGUUCUUGCCAUAUUUAGUUAUUGUAUUUGAGACUGAAAAUCUUUUGGAAUACAAUUAGUAUUUUAUUUCGAGUUUUGGCACUAAAUGAAUUUAAGCAUACGAAGCCUUUGAGGCUUCUGUCAAAAAACAAUUUGUCGAAUAUGAUUAGUGAAAUAGACAAUUAUUAUGGAAUAAAAUUGUUUAAAAAAUAAUGAUUUAAGAACUUUUUUUACCAUGAAAUAAUUAAAAAGGAUUUUUACUGUGUACCAUACUUACCAUUACAUAAAAAUAUAUAAAGCUUUUUUAAUAAUGUUACUACUUAUUUACAUCAAAAUUAUGUGUGAUAAUAUUGUAAAGGAAAUUAAAAAUUAUUAUUUGGUUUAGUCAUAUCAUAGAGUUUUAAGGCGUCUAUACUUUAUGGAAAUUAUGAUGCUCUUAUGUUCGCUCAUUAAUAAUUGAGUACGUCCUAAUAUAUAUGUAUUAUAGUUAUAUUUAGUUAGUGUUAAGUAUGUUAUAACUACCGUGGUUUAUCAGCUGCAGAUAUAAGCUUGUGUUUUUAUUAUUUGUUGUGCUUAUUGUACAAAGCUGUUUCGUUUAUUUUCUUAAGCGCCAGUAGGAAUAAAUGUCGAUAAAUUACGGUAGUUGUCACAUCACUAGUUACGAUAAAAUGUAAAGUGAUUGGUCGUGAUGUUUGUGUUUUUUGUAUUUCGUGUAUUAUUUCGAAUUUAUAGAAAUAUCUUUGGCCAUAUCUUGUUUAAAAAACAUGUUUUGAUAGACUUACUCAAAAUUAUCGUCUAUUUUUAUGUAUUUUCUACGUUUUCUAUAUAGAGCUGUAUAGUAUUUUCUUAAUACAAGAAUGCUUACAUCACGAAUGGAUGGUAUUUGUCGAUUGGCACCAUGAAGGAAAAGCGCGGUGUGAUUAUAUGGAUAUUUUUAUAUCUAGAGAUAAGUUAUAUUGCUGUAAAAUAUACGAAGUUAAUAUAUCAAUCUAAAUAA
Messenger RNA from Helicoverpa armigera (cotton bollworm), 9024 nucleotides. RefSeq names its product dnaJ homolog subfamily C member 13 (gene Rme-8). Gene Ontology annotation, cellular component: endosome membrane. The record is from RefSeq and is a predicted model, not a curated record. Gene Ontology annotation, biological process: endosome organization; receptor-mediated endocytosis; regulation of early endosome to late endosome transport. Bases 171 to 6800 code for a protein of 2209 amino acids. Lineage: Eukaryota; Metazoa; Arthropoda; Insecta; Lepidoptera; Noctuidae. The transcript is spliced from 38 exons.